Messenger RNA from Triplophysa rosa, 1650 nucleotides. It is a transcript of the gene rbpjl, whose product is annotated as recombination signal binding protein for immunoglobulin kappa J region-like. Gene Ontology annotation, molecular function: DNA-binding transcription activator activity, RNA polymerase II-specific; RNA polymerase II cis-regulatory region sequence-specific DNA binding. Gene Ontology annotation, biological process: regulation of transcription by RNA polymerase II. Gene Ontology annotation, cellular component: nucleus. The coding region runs from base 106 to 1650 and encodes 514 amino acids. The record is from RefSeq and is a predicted model, not a curated record. Lineage: Eukaryota; Metazoa; Chordata; Actinopteri; Cypriniformes; Nemacheilidae. The transcript is spliced from 12 exons.
GGAGAGCUCCUCUUGCAAAAGACCUCUGUCAGACACAGUCUUGCAAAAAGAGAAUAUCAAAUAAACCAGGGCUGCGUUCGGAAGGGACUGGGGAACAAUCGAGUCAUGCAGGAGCGAAGAGAAGAAGAUACGGGGUUCCCCACUGUGGACUCCACAAACUCUCACCUGUGCACGUCAGACUCCUUCACUCUCCUGAGAACAGACACGCGCUCACAGGGAUGGGGCAGGGAAGAGCAAAAUUUUCCCUUGUUGCCGAUGGUAACCAGAGAGUCGGUAAGGCAAUACCUUCAAUUCAGACCUGACCAAUCAGUGAUCAUCCUACAUGCCAAAGUUGCUCAGAAGUCAUACGGCAAUGAGAAAAGGUUUUUCUGCCCCCCUCCUUGUGUGUAUCUUAGUGGGCACGGAUGGAAAGUCAGACAUGAGCAGCUGAAAGCAUCAGGUCUGGUUGAGUCCAGCUAUCGUCUGUUCGGGUACAUGGGUCUGGACAGCUCCGCCGAUCCUCAGACAGACAGCUUCAAGCUGAGCUUUGAAGAGCAGGAAGACAAGAGGAUGUUUGCCUGUGCUAAAACCCUGUACAUCUCCGACACGGACAAACGAAAGCACUUUCGGCUUAUGCUUCACUUGUUUCACAACGGAGGGCAAGAAAUUGGUUCAUUCCACAGCAGACUCAUUAAAAUCAUCUCCAAACCGUCACAGAAGAGGCAAUCCAUGAAAAACGCUGACCUGUGUAUUAUAUCGGGCUCAAAAGUGUCACUGUUUAAUCGUCUGCGAUCACAGACAGUCAGCACGCGAUACCUGGCGGUGGAAGACGGGGCUUUCGUUGCCAGUGCGAGACAAUGGACGGCCUUCACCAUCACUCUGGUGAACGAGCGGCAGUCCGAUCGGAAUGAAUAUACAGGAUGCGAAAGCUACAUCUGUUACGGCAGCGUGGUUCAGCUGGUGUGCACCAACUCGGGCGUCGCUCUGCCACCUAUGAUAAUACGCAAGGUGAACAAGCAGCAUGCGUGUCUAGACGUGGAUGAACAUGCAUCUCAGCUUCAUAAAUGUGCGUUUCAGUUCAGAGACAGCAGUCACAUGUACCUCUGCCUGUCCAAUGAAAAAAUUAUACAGUUCCAGGCCUCUCCAUGCCCUAAAGAGAGGAAUAAGGUGUUAUUGAAUGAUGGCUCAUGUUGGACCAUCAUUGGAACAGAGGUUGUGGAAUAUACCUUCAGUGAGAGUUUGACCAGUCAUCCGACCACCAUCAGCCCAUUACCCAUCAUCAAUGGACUGGAGUUAAAUGGUGGAGGUCAUGUGGCCAUGUUGGAGCUUCAUGGCGAAAACUUCAGCCCUCAUUUAAAGGUCUGGUUUGGAAACAUGGAGGCUGAGACCAUGUUCAGGUCAUCGAGGUCUCUGCUGUGCGUCGUUCCUGACGUGUCCGUUUUGAGCGGUGAAUGGAGAUGGAUGCGACAACCCAUCACGGUGCCCCUGUCUCUGAUUCGACUGGACGGCCUGAUCUACAAGAGCUCUUUCUCCUUCACGUACACACCUGAACACAGCGCGCCCUCUCAACCGACCGGCACGGCUGAAAAGACCACAGACUCGGACUCCCUCAUAGACACCAUACACCAGGAAUUCACACGGAUGAACUUUCACCUAUUUAUGCAGAGCUGA